This is a messenger RNA of Eurypyga helias (sunbittern), 765 nucleotides long. RefSeq names its product endoplasmic reticulum aminopeptidase 1-like. NCBI's taxonomy places the organism in Eukaryota, Metazoa, Chordata, Aves, Eurypygiformes, Eurypygidae. Gene Ontology annotation, cellular component: cytoplasm. Gene Ontology annotation, biological process: proteolysis; peptide catabolic process. The record is from RefSeq and is a predicted model, not a curated record. Gene Ontology annotation, molecular function: peptide binding; zinc ion binding; metalloaminopeptidase activity.
CCCAAGGACGUCUUCCUGCUGCAUUACCACCUACUAAUCCAUCCUAACCUUCCCUGGCAUCCCUAAACAUCCCUGACCUUCCCCUGCACCACCACCACAGAGGUGAGAAUCUCCCAGGAGACCAGCGUGGUGGUCCUGCACAGCAACAUCAGUAUCACAAGGGCGGCCAUUGAGGCCAGCUCAGUGCAGGCGGUGCAGGUGGUGGCGCCCCCGCUAGUGCUCACAGCAACACAGUUUGAGCCAACAGCUGCACAAAUGGCCUUCCCAUCUUUUGAUGAACCAGCCUUAAACGCCAGGUUUUCAGUGAAGAUUAGGAGGGAACCUGAUAUAUUUUUCAUAAGUUCUGUACCAUUAGUGAAGUAUGUACAUAUAACUCCCUAGCUCGCUGAGGACCAUUUUGAUACCGCUGUCAAGAUGAGUACCUACCUCAUGGCCUUCAUCGUUUUGGAUUUUAAGUUCAUCAGCAAAAUAACCAAUCAUGGAGUUAAGAUUUCUGUGUAUACAGUACCAGACAAGAUCAACCAAGCUGGUUAUGCACUGGAUGCGGCAGUGAAACUUCCAGACUUCUACGAGGACUACUUCAGCAUUCCAUAUCCUUUACCUAAACAAGAUUUGGCAGUAAUUCUUGAUUUUCAGUCUGGUGCUAUGGAAAACUGGGGACUGACCACAUACUGGGAAUCUGCGCUGUUGUAUGACCCUGAGAAGUCCUCAGGGUCUUCUAAACUUUGGAUUACUAUGAUAAUAGCCCAUGAGCUGGCUCAUCAG